Molecule: messenger RNA, 1974 nt
Organism: Anopheles coustani
Lineage: Eukaryota; Metazoa; Arthropoda; Insecta; Diptera; Culicidae
Gene: betaggt-I
Product: geranylgeranyl transferase type-1 subunit beta
Exons: 3
Coding region: 394-1500 (368 amino acids)
Biological process (GO): protein geranylgeranylation
Cellular component (GO): CAAX-protein geranylgeranyltransferase complex
Molecular function (GO): CAAX-protein geranylgeranyltransferase activity
Source: RefSeq, a predicted model, not a curated record
GAUUCAGUACCAGAACGCUGUGAACAGUAUCGUUAUUUUAAUUUGAUCCGUCUACGUCUUCGGACUAUACUUUCCGGUCUGACCAGGGAGAGCAGGUUGAGCAUUGGCACGUCGCACAAUGUACCAUUCGAAGCGGUGCUGAUCCCUUUUCACUCCUCGUUUGCCUACUGCCCUCAACAUUGUGUCCAACCUUGAAACUAGCUCGGGACCAAAGUGGUGUCCUGUCUCUGUGAAGAUAUUUAACUGCCCUUCGUGACGCGUGUUUCGCAAUCGCAUCGUCGAGCUUUUCCUGCGUCGUGUGCAUUCGUUAACUAUCCGUGCCCGGGAGCAAAAAGACAACUUCACCUUACGGUAUUACACAGCUAGAAGCUGGGUGGACUGCUAAGCCUCGAAAUGGAUAGCAACGUGGAAGGGGACGAUGUCGAGUUUCAAAAGCACGCCAAAUACUUCAAACGGUUCCUAAAUAUCCUUCCCGAGCGGUUAGCUUCUCACGACUCGACGAGAGUAACGAUCGCCUUUUUCGCCGUCAGCGGACUGGAUGUGUUGAACUCGCUCGAUUUGCUGCCGGACACCUUCCAGCAGGACAUUAUCAAUUGGAUCUACAAACUGCAGGUAGUGCCGAAACCGGGCGAGCGGGCCUAUGGGGGAAUUCAGGGUUCGAGUACGUUCGACGUGGUUGGCACACCGGAGACCUGCGGAUUGAGGCUGUUCCGAUGGGGCCACUUGGCGAUCACAUAUACCGGCAUCGCAAUUCUCGUUGCUCUGGGCGACGAUCUUUCGCGAUUGAAUCGUAAAGCGAUCGUAGAAGGCGUUGCGGCGGUACAACGGGACGACGGUAGCUUCAGUGCGACGAUCGAAGGAAGCGAGCACGAUAUGCGGUUCGUGUACUGUGCGGCUGCCAUAUGCGCCAUGAUGAACGAUUGGGGCCGGGUGGAUCGGAAAAAGAUGGCCGACUAUAUCCUCAAGAGCAUUCGGUACGACUACGGCAUCAGCCAGCACUACGAAAUGGAAUCGCACGGUGGUACAACGUUCUGUGCCAUCGCGGCACUACAGUUGAGCGGCCAACUGCACCUACUAACGCCCGAGACGCGGGAAAAGAUCAUCCGGUGGCUCGUGUUCCGGCAGCAGGAUGGUUUCCAGGGCCGUCCAAACAAACCGGUCGACACGUGCUACUCCUUCUGGAUUGCGGCAACGCUCAAAAUUCUAAACGCUUUCGAAUUGACCAACUACCGCGACAACCGAGACUACGUUCUCUCGACGCAGGAUGCCACCAUCGGCGGGUUCUCCAAGUGGCCGCACGCCUACACCGACCCAUUCCACACGUACUUCGGACUGUGCGGGCUAAGCUUUCUGGGCGAACCCGGCCUGCAGGAGGUCGUACCGAGCCUGAACAUAUCGAUGCGUGCCUACCGAAGGUUACAAGAGCUACAGCGCAACUGGAGCCUCCUGGAGGACGGUUUGGCGUCCGCCAACGGUGAGGUGACGGUGCACAUCGAAUAGUAGGACGCCAAGGUCAUAAUCGACAGUAACAGCUAGCGCACAGAGUUUCACCUGUUUCGGUUCCAAUCAUUUCGCUCUAAUCAAAAUGCUGCAUAUCAACCCCCAAGGCCCAUGCAGAGAUGUAGAUGUAUUUAUUUUACGCCGUGGGUUUCAACACCACCGGAGGAAAAGUGGUGUUUAUUUUCCUGUUUUUUCGUAGCUACUUAGUUAGGUGGGUAAGUGUAUUGAAAGCUUCGCCGAAUUCGAACUACCAAUCGUAGGGUGCCGUGGGGUUCCCUAGUGCCAAGAACAAACGCAAGCGAAACACGGUACAACAACACAAAAAGCUGCUUUCUCGCGUGUAGAUAUUUUAGCCUACUGUGGUGUCGCUUAUCGGUCGCGUGGCAAAUUUGUAAAUUAAACCCGGCUGGUACACCCGGUCCAGCCCGAAGAUGUAGAUGUAAUCAAACAAACGUGGUAGUGCUUAAGCGUAAA